CUAUUCUCGAUGCAGGCUCUGGAGCUGUAUAUAUAGGGAACAGCGGUUUCCCUGCUGAAUUUAAGAUGUUGUCUUUCUAUAUAUGAUAAUGCACUUUCCAAAAAUCCUUAUACAUGAACCAGAGUUCAGUUUCCGCCCAAAAUCCCAAAAUGCGCUUUUACACCCUUCUUUUUCCACUUGCUGUGUUCGUGGGCCUGGCGACGGCCAAUGAUCCACCAUAUGGCCCUUGGAACAUAACAAACUACAUCCAAAGACGCUCGUCUGUCGCCCCGUCUGGCUACACGUAUAGCUUCAAUAUCACAUACGCACCAGUUCCGGGCUACUCCAAGCCGGGUGAUUCCCAACCUCACACCGAGCCAGCCUUCACAACUUUCUGCAAGGGUAACGAUACCCAAGGCACGCUGAACCCCUGCGAUGAUCCUGCCGUGUCGGCGACUACAAUUCCAGCACCGGGGCAUGCGACGCUCGUGGUGAUGCAUGUUUACAGUGUGCCGGACUCGCCAGAAACCAGAGCUGUGGAGUAUUUUCUGGCGGGGAAUACGACGGUGAAGCGGCCGUUUCUGCUUGUGCCGCAGACCCUGCAAAUCAUUGCUACUCAGGAGACAGUCGAGGCAUGAGCUGGGAUCUGGAGCUUAAGUCAUGUCUCUGCCAUGGCCGCUGGAAUGAUGUGAGAGUGGAAGGUUGGAGGUUUCUUAUGACCUGUGUCUUGAUAAAUGUUAUUAAUUGUCAUUGACAGGUGGCCGGAUAGGGGGGCAUGUAGAAGAGAGCUGACUGACAAUUACCACUGUCUCCCCGACUUUCUGGGUCGUGAGAUACUGGAUUUUCCAUUUUUGAAUAUAUGAGAUUUAGACGUUGGGGGAAACGAUAUUUUUAUUUUUACCGGCCAUGACGGACAUGUAUGAUAAUUCGACGAUCUCAUGAUGAAAUGAGGCAUUCGGAGCUUAUAUCCUCCCUGGUAAGGAGCAAUACAGUCAUUUCUGCUUCGCUGGAAGGAGGGAGAAAAGGAAAAGAGGGGGUCGGAGAGAGCAAUUAUACAGAGCAGUCCCAGCAAGAGAUUCAUUCUAGUUGAUAUCAUG
Molecule: messenger RNA, 1076 nt
Organism: Amorphotheca resinae ATCC 22711
Lineage: Eukaryota; Fungi; Ascomycota; Leotiomycetes; Helotiales; Amorphothecaceae
Exons: 1
Coding region: 150-617 (155 amino acids)
Source: RefSeq, a predicted model, not a curated record